GGGCAUAGUCACUUUUUCACGACUGAGGGAAACACAACGCCGGGAAGGGAAAAACCUAUCAAAACAACUGACAGUCUGGGUUUUAUGUUUCCCCAAGUGUCUGCGAAAUGUCUACGAAGGCAGAGCAGUUUGCCUCUAAGAUACGAUACUUGCAAGAGUAUCACAACCGUGUGCAACACAAUAUUUACCCAGUGCCCUCCGGAACAGACAUUGCAAACACACUGAAAUACUUUUCCCAAACCCUGCUCAGCAUUCUGUCCCGCACAGGCAGGAAGGAGAACCAGGAAGCUUCCAAUUUGGCCGUGCCCAUGACCAUGUGUCUUUUUCCUGUGCCAUUCCCACUCACCCCAUCUCUAAGACCACAAGUCAGUUCCAUCAACCCUACAGUUACUCGCUCCCUCCUUUACAGCGUUCUGCGCGAUGCCCCGUCAGACCGCGGGGGGCAGGGGCAGCAGAGUCGGGACGCUCAGCUCUCAGAGUACCCCUCUCUGGACUAUCAGGGCCUCUAUGUGACCCUCGUGACCCUGCUUGACCUCGUGCCCCUGCUGCAGCACGGUCAGCAUGACCUGGGACAAUAUUUUUAUACGACAACUUGCCUCCUGCCUUUUCUGAACGAUGAUAUUCUCAGCACUUUGCCCUAUACUAUGAUUUCCACUUUAGCCACAUUUCCCCCUUUCCUCCACAAAGACAUCAUUGAAUACCUGAGCACCUCUUUCCUUCCCAUGGCUAUAUUGGGGUCCAGUAGGAAGGAGGGGGGAGUCCCAGCCUAUGUCAAUUUGUCUGCCUCAUCUAUGCUCAUGAUUGCAAUGCAGUACACGUCAAAUCCAGUUUAUCACUGUCAGCUGCUGGAAUGUCUAAUGAAGUACAAACAGGAAGUGUGGAAGGAUCUGCUUUAUGUCAUAUCCUAUGGCCCAUCCCAAGUUAAACCUCCAGCUGUGCAGAUGCUGUUUCAUUACUGGCCGAACCUGAAGCCACCAGGAGCCAUCAGUGAAUACAGAGGACUGCAGUACACAGCCUGGAAUCCCAUCCACUGUCAACAUAUCGAAUGCCACAAUGCCAUCAAUAAACCUGCUGUUAAGAUGUGUAUAGAUCCUACUCUUUCUGUGGCCUUGGGAGACAAGCCCCCUCCUCUUUAUAUAUGUGAAGAGUGCAGCCAGAGGAUAGCAGGAGAUCACGCUGAAUGGCUUGUUGAUGUACUCCUGCCCCAAGCAGAGAUAUCUGCCAUUUGUCAAAAGAAGAACUGUAGCUCUCAUGUUAGAAGGGCUGUGGUCACCUGCUUUUCAGCCGGCUGCUGCGGGCGCCAUGGCAACCGGCCUGUCCGCUACUGCAAGCGUUGCCAUGUCAACCACCACAGCAGCGAGGUGGGGGCUGCGGCGGAGACCCAUCUGUACCAGACCUCGCCCCCUCCCAUCAACACCCGUGAGUGCGGAGCAGAGGAGCUAGUGUGCACCGUGGAAGCCGUUAUCAGCCUCCUAAAAGAGGCAGAAAUUCAUGCAGAGCAGCGUGAGUUUGAGUUGAAUCGGCGUCGUCAGAUGGGCCUGUCUGCCUCCCACCACUCUCUGGACAACAUUGAGUUUGAUAACAAAGAGGAUGACCAGCAUGACCAGCGCCUUCUAAGUCAGUUUGGCAUCUGGUUCCUGGUAAGUCUGUGCACACCCAAUGAGAACACGCCCACAGAGAGUCUGGCUCGGCUGGUCAGCAUGGUCUUCCAGUGGUUUCACUCCACCGCCUACAUGAUGGACGACGAAGUCGGAAGCCUAGUGGAGAAGUUGAAGCCCCAGUUUGUCACAAAGUGGCUAAAGACAGUGUGUGAAGUGCGCUUUGAUGUCAUGGUCAUGUGCCUGCUGCCCAAACCUGUAGAAUUUGCAAGGGUGGGCGGUUAUUGGGAUAAGUCAUGUAGCACAGUGACACAGCUGAAAGAGGGUCUGAACCGCAUCCUGUGUCUAAUACCUUACAACGUCAUUAGUCAGCCACUGUGGGAGUGCUUUAUGCCUGAGUGGCUGGAGGCCAUCCGUACUGAGGUGCCCGACAACCAGCUCAAAGAGUUCCGGGAAGUGCUCAGCAAGAUGUUUGAUAUUGAGCUGUGCCCACUUCCCUUCUCUAUGGAGGAAAUGUUUGGCUUCAUCAGCUGCAGAUUCUCUGGCUACCCCGCGUCUGUGCAAGAGCAGGCUCUGCUGUGGCUUCAUGUGCUGUCGGAGCUGGACAUCGUGGUGCCUCUUCAGCUGCUGAUUGGGAUGUUCUCCGAUGGAGUGAACUCUUUGAAGGAACUGGCCAAUCAGAGGAAGGCACGCGCGUCAGAUCUGACUGGCAACACUGGAGCUCGUAGGGUGAGUGUGGUGUCAGAUCCAGGACGUCGAGGCCAGCACAACACUCUCAGCCCUUUUCCCAGCCCCUUCCGGAGCCCCUUCCGCAGCCCUCUUCGCUGCAGCCCUUUUAAAAACCUGGGUCAUGCCGCUGGUCACUGCGCCCUGGACCUGGACUGUGAUGACGAUGACAUGAACCUUGGCUGUUUCAUUCUGAUGUUUGACCUCAUCUUAAAGCAGAUGGAGCUCCAGGAUGACGGUGUGAUGCUGGGUCUAGACAGCAGCCUGGGGAAGGAUAUCGUGGGCAUCAUCAACAAUGUCUUCCAGGCCCCGUGGGGUGGCUCACACACCUGCCAGAAGGAUGAGAAGGCCCUAGAGUGCAGCCUGUGCCAAUCCAGCAUCCUGUGUUACCAGCUGGGCUGUGAGCUCCUGGAGAGGCUGACCCCCCGGGAAGAGAUACGCCUGGUGGAGCCCACAGAUUGUUUGGAGGAAACCUUGCUUACCCCUCCACCAGAUUUCUCCAUCGGGGUGGAGAAUGAAAGCAAGGAAGGAGACAACCCGAGUGGCACGCACACCGACAACCCCAGCAGCCAAUCUCCUGAUCACGCAGCAAUGAAGAAUAACUCUGAUAAGAAGUUCUCCUACCAGCAGCUCCCUGUGUCUUUGAAGCUCAUAUACACCAUUCUGCAGGAAAUGUCAAAGUUUGAGGAGCCUGAUAUUUUGUUCAACAUGCUGAACUGCCUGAAGAUCCUGUGUCUUCACGGAGAGUGUUUAUACCUCGCCUGUAAGGAUCACCCGCAGUUUCUGGCUUACAUCCAGGAGAAGAUGCUCAUCCCUUGUCUGUGGUCGAUGCUGAAAUCAGAGUUUUGCCAGCUGGCUUCGUUGGCCGUGCCGCAGCUUCUCCACGCCCUGUCUUUGUCACACGGGGCAGACAUCUUUUGGAAUCUCAUCAACACAAACUUCAACAGCAAAGACUGGAAAAUACGAUUUGAAGCCGUCGAGAAGGUAGCAGUGCUGUGUCGUUUCCUGGACAUUGGUGCAGUGACAAAAAACCACCUACUGAAGUAUGCCUUGGCUCACGCUUUCUGUUGCUUCCUGGCCUCUGUGGAGGAUGUCAACCCUGCUGUGGCCACCAGGGCCAGGCUGCUACUGGACACAAUCAAGAGGCCAUCCCUUCAGGGCUUAUGCCUGUGUCUGGAUUUCCAAUUUGACACUGUGGUGAGAGAUCGUCCCAUUAUUCUCAGUAAACUCCUACUCCUGCACUUUCUGAAGAAAGAUAUCCCCGCGCUUAGUUGGGAGUUUUUCGUCAACCGUUUUGAAACAUUAUCUCUGGAGGCUCAGCUGCACCUGGACUGCAACAAAGAGUUUCCCUUCCCUACUACUAUUACAGCUGUACGAACCAAUGUAGCUAACCUCAGUGAUACAGCAAUGUGGAAGAUACGACGGGCCCGUUUCGCGAGGAAUCAGCAGAAGAGUGUGCGCUCCCUCCGUGACAGUGUAAAAGGAGGCACGGACGCCCAGUCUAAAAGAGCCUUUUCACUCCCUGAGUCACUGAGCAACCGACUACGCCAGACCCCUUCUCCCGAGGACGACACCAUCAUCAGAGACCUGCUCCCUGAGAACGCUGGCGUCGAUCACCAGACGGUUCACCAGCUGAUCAUGGUCCUCAUGAAAUUUAUGGCCAAAGACCAAAGCAGUGCUGAGGCAGAUAUUGGUAGUGCCAAGGCUUUCAACACAGUGAAGCGUCAUCUGUAUGUGCUGCUGGGGUAUGAUCAACAGGAAGGCUGUUUCAUGAUUGCACCUCAGAAGAUGCGCACCUCCACCUGCUUCAACGCCUUCAUCGCUGGCAUUGCACAAGUACUGGACUACAAUAUCGGUUUGGGAAAGCAGCUGCUCCCUCUUGUGGUCCAGGUGUUGAAGUACUGCACAUGUCCCCAGCUGAGGCACUAUUUUCAGCAGCCUCCUCGUUGCUCCCUGUGGGCCCUUAAACCACACAUUCGGCAGAUGUGGCUCAAAGCACUUCUUGUUAUCCUUUACAAGUACCCUUACAGAGAUAUGGAUGGCAGUAAAGUAGUCCUCCAUUUGAUCCACAUCACCAUCAACACACUGAAUGCACAGUAUCACAGCUGUCGCCCCCAUGCUACAGCAGGACCACUCUACAGUGACAACUCCAACAUAAGCCGCUAUAGCGAGAAAGAAAAAGAAGAGGACAGUGUAUUUGAUGAGUCAGACGUCCAUGACACGCCGACUGGUGCUGCUAACAAGGAGUCACAGACCUUCUUUGCUCGCCUGAAGAGAAUUGGUGGCAGCAAGUCUGUGAAAUACCAGCCGGUAGAGCUGAAUGCCAAGAGAAGUGAAAUUGAGCUGUCAGAGUACCGUGAAGCUAGCGCCCUUCAGGAUAGCAUCCUGCACUGUGUGCGGGAGGAGAGCACCAGGAGAAAGAGGCUACAGGCAAUCCACAAGCAGAAGUCUUUGGAUAUUUCCAACACGGAUUCCAUUCUAUUCAGUUUGGACGAACAUCGGCGCAAGUCCUGCAUUGAUCGUUGCGACAUGCAGGUGCCCCCUGUAGUCCUGCCCCCAUCCUCUACUACUCCCCACAACAGGUAUCAUGGGAUAGGAUCCUCUGAUGGCUCUUCAGUUCGGGUUGAUCCCGUGGACCGACGGGGCUCUCGAGGUGGCCAGUCUGACAUCUCCAAGCCCGUCAUACCAGAGGUCCGGCUCAGCUGCAUGGAGACUUUUGAUGACAAAACAGAUCAGGACUCUUUAGAGGGAUCAGCUCAGGGAAAGGACGAUCAAGACCUGAUUGACCUCUCCUCUGACUGCACCUCAAUUCCAGAAAAGCAUUCGCUGCUCUCCAUGUCUGACAGCGACUCCUUGGUCUUUGAACCGCUACCACCUCUGAGGAUUGUGGAAAGUGAUGAGGAGUUUGAUCUUAACACCAUCAUAGGCUCCAAGUUUAGUGGGAGUCCAAAAGUCUCAGCUUCUCCUGCAAGCAGCAACACUUUGCGACUGUCCCCCGUUGUUCAGGUGAGUGUGGAGGAUUGCUCCACUGACAAAAAGACCCCAGAGCUUGUGGUGGGAGAGAGGUGCUCACAGCAGAAAUUUGAAGGAAAGGAGCCUAUCCGUGUGCCUCGCAGCACCUCUCUGGAGCUCCCUGACCGAUCAGAGAACAUCUCCCAUGAAAGCCCCAUGACCUUAAAGCAGAAGAGAGACCUGCUGAGAAAGUCCCCACAUGUCCCUGUCACCUCGCUAGAUGACACAUGUGCGACCCCGGAAGAAAUCAGGACUCUUAUAGGACCCAGCACCAGUCCCUCUGGCAGGACUAUCUUCCUUGACAUCCCCGAAGACAAAGCGGAGCCGCCUUCCUCACCAGAGAAGAGCAAGAGCAACAGCAAUGACGAAGAAGAAGGGGAUGGAGACGAUGAAGAGGAGGACGAUAUGGGCGACGAAGCAGACAGCGACCCCAAACCUGACAACGCAGAUGAGAACGAUGAAGCUGAGUUUAAAAUCCAGAUUGUUCCCCGACAGCGUAAACAGAGGAAGAUAGCUGUGAGCGCCAUCCAGAGGGAAUACCUGGACAUCUCGUUCAACACGUUCGACAAGCUGGGUGCUGAACAGACCGCAGAAACAGAUCACAAAGUUAUGUCUACCCUGGAAAAGCCACGAGAAUCUGCCUCAGCACCAACACUCGAAGCUGCUAUACCUGAAACAAGUCAUCGCUCUUCAGUGUCAACUCAGUACCGGCAGGUGAAACGAGGCUCUCUGGGAGCUUUAACCAUGAGCCAGCUUAUGAAGAGACAGCUGGAGCAUCAGUCCAGCGCACCACACAACAUCUGCACCUGGGAGACGGGUCCUACGAAGACCAGUCUCCUCUCAGCACCGAGCACAGUCAGCAUGUUCGUCCCUGCACCCGAGGAGUUCAUUGACGAGCAGCCUACCACGAUGUCUGACCGGUGUCGGGACUGUGCAGCUGUUCUGGAAGAAUAUGAUGAGGAGACUCUCAGCCUCGCUGUGGUGGUUCUUUCCAUGUUCAUUCACCUCAGCCCGGAUUUGGCUGCCCCUAUGCUUCUUGACAUCAUGCAGUCUGUGGGCAGGUUGGCAUCCAGUGGUAAUUUUUCUGGACAAGCUGAGAGUAUGUUGAUCCCAGGGAAUGUAGCAGGUGUAGCCAAGCAGUUCCUGCGCUGUAUGUUUCACCAGCUGGCUCCUAACGGCAUCUUGCCCCAGCUCUUCCAGAGCAACAUAAAAGAUGGAAGUUUUCUGAGAACACUUGCAUCCUCGCUGAUAGAUUUCAAUGAGCUCAGUUCUGUUGCUGCUCUCAACAUGCUCCUCGAGGGCUUGAACAACAAAAAGAAUCUUCCAGCAGGGGGCACAAUGCUGCACUGCCUGGACAACAUUGCCACCUUCAUGGAGGCACUCCCCAUGGACUCUCCCAGCAACCUGUGGACAACCAUCUGCAACCAGUUCCAGACCUUCCUCACAAAACUGCCCUCUGUGCUUCCUCUGAAGUGUCCUAUGGAUUCCAGUUUAAGGAUUAUCAUUUGCCUGCUGAAAAUCCCAACAACAAAUGCAACUCGGAGUCUCCUGGAGCCCUUUUCCAAGCUGCUGAGCUUCGUCAUCCAGUAUGGAACAUUCGGUCUCUCCUACCUUGUGGAGCUCUGUGGACUUUGUUACAAAGCCUUCAAUAAGGAGAGAGAUAAGUUCUACAUGUCCCGCAUUGUGGUGUUAGAGCUCCUGCAGGCUCUCAAGUUCAAGUCUCCUCUGCCUGACACAAACUUGUUACUUCUGGUUCAGUUUGUUUGUGCAGAUAUCGGCACACGGCUAGCGGAAUCCACCAUCAUCCAAAAGCACAUGAUCUCAACGCUGCCGGGGUGCACGACGGCAGCAAUGGAAUGCAUGCGGCAAUAUAUAAGUGAGCUCUUGGACUUUAUUGCAGAUAUGCACACACUAACCAAACUUAAAAGCCAUAUGAAGGCUUGUUGUCAGCCACUGCACGAGGACACCUUUGGGGGCAACCUGAAAGUGGGCUUGGCACAAGUCGCAGCCAUGGAGAUCAGCAAAGGCAAUCACCGCGAUAACAAAGCUGUUGUGCGUUAUCUUCCCUGGCUUUAUCAUCCGCCAUCCACCAUGCAACAAGGGCCAAAAGAAUUCAUUGAGUGCGUGUCCCACAUUCGUCAGCUGUCCUGGCUUCUUUUGGGCUCCCUGACGCACUGUGCCCUGCACCAGGGCUCCACCUCCUGCAUGCCCAUCCCUCUCGACGCUGGCUCCCACAUUGCAGACCAUCUUAUCGUCAUCCUGAUUGGCUUCCCAGAACAGUCGAAGACGUCGGUGCUGCACAUGUGCUCCCUGUUCCACGCCUUCAUGUUCGCCCAGCUGUGGACCAUCUACUGCGAGCAGGCAGCCGCCGCUCCCUCCCUGCAGAACCAGAACCAGACAGAGUUUUCUUCCAGCGCCAUCCUCACGGGCCUCGAGUUCUGGAGUCGGGUUACACCCAGCAUCCUGCAGCUUAUGGCCCACAAUAAAGUUAUGGUAGAGAUGGUGUGUCUUCAUGUCAUUAGUUUAAUGGAGGCCCUGCAGGAAUGCAACUCAACCAUCUUUGUCAAGUUAAUUCCUAUGUGGCUACCCAUGAUUCAGUCAAAUCUUAAGCAUCUGUCUGCAGGGCUGCAGUUGCGUCUUCAGGCCAUCCAGAAUAGGGUGAACCACCAGUGUCUGCAGGGCCAGAUGUCCGGAGCCCCUCCGUUCGCCCUGCGCAAAUGGCUGCAGUGCACCCAGUUCAAGAUGGCUCAGGUGGAGAUCCAGUCGUCUGAGGCUGCUUCACAGUUUUACCCCAUGUGACCUGUUCUGUGGUCAGCUCUGCCUCACCUGGGUCCCUAGGCCUGCAUGCAUCUGCUCUGGCUGAAAGUGACUUUAAAAAAAAAAAAAGGACUCUUAUAUAAAGUGAUGCUGUGUGGGAUUCGUUUGAAAUGAAUCAUUUUUCAGAACCUUUAGUAUAUGUACAGUAAAUCUAUGCUAUUUUAAAGUACUAACACUGGAGUUGGACUGUAUAGAAGAACUGUGUUCGGUGCCCAAUCUGUUGCAUUUAACAGAAUUGAAGAGUCAGACGACUGUAGAGGAUUUCCACAGACCCAUGUUAGUAAUAGCAAGGGCCUGAAACCAAAUGCUUGUUUAAUCAUAGAUAUGUUCACUCUGACAUUCAUAACCUAUCACUUUUUAAGUUGCUUGGUUGCAAGCCGAAUAAUAAAAGUACAAGUUUUUCUAAACAUCGA
This is a messenger RNA of Maylandia zebra (zebra mbuna), 8566 nucleotides long. It is a transcript of the gene unc79, whose product is annotated as unc-79 homolog, NALCN channel complex subunit. Gene Ontology annotation, molecular function: protein binding. The record is from RefSeq and is a predicted model, not a curated record. Lineage: Eukaryota; Metazoa; Chordata; Actinopteri; Cichliformes; Cichlidae.